Messenger RNA from Sungouiella intermedia, 2109 nucleotides. The record is from the annotation of a GenBank genome assembly. NCBI's taxonomy places the organism in Eukaryota, Fungi, Ascomycota, Pichiomycetes, Serinales, Metschnikowiaceae.
AUGGUUUCCUUUACGAAACUUGCUUCUGCUGCCUUGUUGGCAGCUACCGUGCUUGCGGACGAUGAUGGAGUCAAGCUCUACUCCAAGGAUGAGCUUACCGUCGGUGCUUGCCAAGUGAUUUUUAAAAAGAAUGUUAUUUUCUUUAAGAAAGAUAAGGCAGGUUUCUGUAACGUCAAGAACCAGCCUGCUUUGGGAACCAUGGCCAUGUGCUUAAAUGUCAUGCCUCACAAGCACGCCAUUGACUACUUUAUCGAAGACGUAUGUGCUCCAUUCAACUUGACCCACGAAGCUUUCUGGGCAUCUUACGAGAACGCUACCAAAUUCGCUGUCAAGAACCUCACUGCUGUACCUGGUUUCAACAUUACCAAGCCUUUCUACUACCCAGUUGCUUUCAAGAACAAGACCCUCAAAGGAGCUUACGACUCUCAAAUUGGUCGUUACUUCAACUACAACAGAGCCAAUAUCUACUCGUGGAUCCUCUUGGGCUACUGGUUCUUGUUGGUUGCCGUUGCUGGUGUUUGCAGACUCACUUCUCACAUGGCUCCAAAGCUUGCCCAGUCGUUCAACGGUAAAGCAUCUAACUUGUACAGAAAGUAUAUCACCUUGCCAGCCUUGAUUGGACGCAAGAAAACUGAGCACCUUCGCUUCUUUAAAGUGUUCGAGGCCGUUGUUCCUGGCAGAAUCGAGACCAUCUACAUCUUCGUGUGGUUUGUAUUGUGUGUUAUUUUCAACACCAUAGACUACAAGCAUGACUCUCCAAACUCCAUCUGGAAGGUUGAAGCAGCCGAAAUAGGUAGAAAGAUCGCCGACAGAACCGGAAUCAUGGCUCUUUACUUCAUUCCUCAAUUGAUCUUGUUUGCUGGAAGAAACAACUUCUUGCAGUGGAUUUCCGGAUGGAGCUUUGCUAGAUUCAAUGUCGUCCACCACUGGUACGGAAGAACCACCUUCAUCCUUAUGUUGUUGCACGCUGUCGGUAUGACUUACAACGGUAAGAACAUUGGUGCUGGUAAGUACGAUGCUCGUAAUGCUAAACCAUACGUCAGAUGGGGUUACGUCGCUACGAUUGCCUGUGCUAUCAUGUGUGUUCACUCUCUCUCGGCAUUGAGAAAGAGAAACUAUGAGGGAUUCCUUUUGUUCCACAACAUCAUGGGUGUGAUCGUGAUUGCCGGUACCUGGAUUCACGUUGCAGAUGACGCCUUCCAGACCACCAUGUACGCUGCUACUGCUGUGUGGGCUUUCGACAAGACAAUCAGAUUAGUAAGAUUGGCCUGGUUCGGUGUUAGAACCGCCGAGGUCCAAUUGAUUGCUGGCGAGACCUUGAAGGUCAAGGUUCCAAGACCAUCACACUGGAAGCCGUUCCCAAUGGCCCACGCUUUCAUUUACUUCUUUAGACCAUCUUGCUUCUGGCAGUCUCACCCAUUCACCAUUGUUGACUCUGCUGUUGAAGACAACACCAUCACUUUCUACAUUAAGGUCAAGGGAGGAAUGACUCACGGUUUGUACCAGUACUUGAGCACUCAGCCUGAGCAGAAGGCACUUAUUAAGUGUUCUGUUGAGGGUCCAUACGGAACUAAGCAGCCAUUGCAACAUUACAGCACUGUGGCCUUCCUUUCUGGAGGAAAUGGUAUUCCAGGUUUGUACGCUGGUGCUUUGAACCUUACCAAGAAGUCCACCAAUCAAAAGUUGAAGUUGUACUGGAUCAUUCGUCACUGGAAGUCUGUGGAAUGGUUCUACGAGGAGUUGCAGAGAUUGCAAUCCACCUCUGUUCAGCCAAUUGUUUACGUGACUGAUUACAACACUCCAUUGGAGCAGUGUUUCAUUGAGAAGUUCGAGGAGAGCGAUGCCUCCAGUGAAGAGAAGAAGUCUACCGAGGAGACCACCACCGACCACGUUGCCAGAUUGAAGAGCAAGUUGUCGUUUGUUGACUUCAGAGCCGGCAGACCAAACGUCGAGUCCCUUAUUAAGGAGGAGAUUGCUGAGUCAAGCGGAUCUAUUGCAUUUGUUGCAUGUGGCCACAACUCAUUUGUUGAUGAGUCUAGAAAGGUUAUCGUCGAGAACUUGCCUGAAGGAAAGAGAGUUGAUUUCUACGACCAGAUGCAGACGUGGUAA